AAAGACCAAACUCCUUGGCCCAAUAAUGUUAAGCCUCCAAUAAAUCUCCUCUUCUCCUUCCAUGCAACAUAAGUUCGAGUCUUCUCUUCUAGUUGUAGCAUAGCAGAUAAACUAUGGCGGGUUCAGCAGUAAGAGGGUUGAUGUUACCAAAACCAGUAACUUUUGUUACUGGGAACCCUAAAAAGUUGGAGGAAGUUAAAGCAAUUCUUGGCCAAACCAUCCCUUUUCAAUCUGUCAAACUCGACUUGCCAGAAUUGCAAGGGGAACCUGAAGAUAUUUCUAAGGAAAAGGCUCGUUUGGCUGCUAUUCAAGUUAAUGGACCUGUUCUUGUUGAAGAUACUUGUUUAUGCUUCACUGCUCUUAAAGGGCUUCCAGGGCCUUACAUCAAAUGGUUUCUUGAGAAAAUUGGUCAUGAAGGUCUGAAUAAUUUAUUGAUGGCCUAUGAAGAUAAAUCAGCAUAUGCUUUAUGUGUAUUCUCUCUUGCACUCGGACCAAGUGCAGAUCCUAUCACUUUUGUGGGUAAAACUAUGGGGAAGAUUGUUACAGCCAGAGGGCCACACGAUUUUGGUUGGGAUCCAGUCUUUCAGCCUGAUGGAUAUGAGCAGACUUACGCUGAAAUGCCAAAGGAAGAAAAAAACAAGAUUUCUCAUCGCUACAAAGCUCUUGCGUUGGUUAAAUCCCAUUUUGCUGAGGCUGGAUACACUUUUCUCCCAGACUUUUCUUAGAAUGUAUUAGUUAACAAAUUGCUUCUGUUGAGCUUUUUUGGGGUUGUCCUCCUUUUUUGGUCAAGGGUGUACAAUUUGUUAGGUACACCUAGAUGUACCUAAUUAGAUCAACACUAUAUUUAUGUUUCAGAAGAUGAAUAUAGUGAUUUUACAUCAUAGAAGGUACAUGAUACAUCCAAAACAUUGUGUCUAACGUACCGGAUAAAUUGGGAUGUACUCUACUAUAAGAGAUCGUAUUUUGACUCA
Messenger RNA from Beta vulgaris subsp. vulgaris (sugar beet), 971 nucleotides. Its product is annotated as inosine triphosphate pyrophosphatase. Gene Ontology annotation, biological process: nucleoside triphosphate catabolic process. Gene Ontology annotation, molecular function: nucleoside triphosphate diphosphatase activity. The record is from RefSeq and is a predicted model, not a curated record. Gene Ontology annotation, cellular component: cytoplasm. The transcript is spliced from 8 exons. Lineage: Eukaryota; Viridiplantae; Streptophyta; Magnoliopsida; Caryophyllales; Amaranthaceae. Bases 114 to 725 code for a protein of 203 amino acids.